Molecule: messenger RNA, 522 nt
Organism: Cokeromyces recurvatus
Lineage: Eukaryota; Fungi; Mucoromycota; Mucoromycetes; Mucorales; Mucoraceae
Exons: 3
Coding region: 48-485 (145 amino acids)
Source: RefSeq, a predicted model, not a curated record
CCUCUGUGUCGUAAUGUGUUUAUUAUUACCAUUAAAACAUUAGUCUAAUGCCAAAGAUCGUUUCUUCAUCUGUAGUUUCUUCUUCAGAUCAUGCACUAACUAAUGAUGAUCCAUCAAAAAAACUUCAUGUCUAUUACUGUCUUUGUUCCGAAUUUUUAUUAGUGAUUGACGCUGAUCUGCGACAACUACCAAUAAGAAGAACAGAUAAUGCCAUUAUUAUUUCAAAUGUUAGAAGAACAUAUAAAUUAACAGCCGAAGCAGGUGAAUGCGUAUUAUUAAAAAGACGUGAUGGUUACGAAAAACAAUAUAGAUAUCAAUGUCCAAGAUGUAGUUUGACAGUUGCUUAUGAAAUGAAUGAAAAUCGAAAAUCUUUACCAUAUACUUACAUCUUGGAAGGUGCCUUAACGGAUAUUCAAGGACGAGCUCCACCUAAUGCAGUGACUGAUAUAUUCCCAGCAACCACCACUCUUCCUACUACUACAUAAUAAAUUCAUUCUAUUUUAUUUUUAUUUUUAUUUUAUU